AAAAAAAAAAAAAAAAAAAAGAACCCCAAACCACAACCUCGGACGACUUGCGAGCUUUUGCAACAACCUCCAAAUAGCCAAUUCGCUUCCCCCUCUACUUCCCCUCAGAUUUACCUUUUUUAUCUCUUCUUCAAUUACCCGCAUUUCUGGUUUAAUUUAUUUCAGCAGCGUCCUUUUCAGCCGACAAAAUGCCCAAGUCCAAGCGAUCGAAGGUCGUCCACCUCACCCAGGUCGCCAAAAAGACCCGUGAGCAAAAGGACCAGCUGUUCCAAAACAUUCGGGAGCAGGUCCCCGAGUACCAGCACUGCAUCGUCUUCAAUGUGGAUAACAUGCGCAACAACUACCUCAAGGAUGUGCGCCGCGAGCUCUCCGACAGCCGACUCUUCUUCGGCAAGACAAAACUCAUGGCCAAGGCCCUCGGCCAAACCGCCGAGGAAGCCAUCGUCCCCGGCAUCGAGGGCCUCGCACCGCACAUCGCUGGCACCGUCGGCCUCCUCCUGACCAACCGUCCCGUGGACACCGUCCUCGACUACCUCAACAGCAUCUCCCCCGUGGACUUUGCCCGCGCCGGCGUCACCGCCUCCCGCACCUUCACCAUCCCUCCCGGCGUCGUGUACGCCACGGCCGGCGAGGUCCCCAAGGAGAACGAUAUCCCGCUGCAGCACACCAUUGAGCCCGAGCUGCGGAGACUGGGCGUCCCUACGAGAAUGGUCAAGGGCAAGGUCGUUCUGGGUGAUGAGAAUGGUGAGGGUGAGGGUUAUACGAUCUGCAAGGAGGGUGAGGUGCUCGAUUCACGGCAGACUAGGCUGUUGAAGCUCUUUGAUGUCUGCCUGAGCGAGUUCAGAGUCAAGGUUUUGGCAUACUGGAGCUCUGCGACCAACGAGGUAACAGAGAUUGACCAGGCCGCCAUGGAUGGCGUCGAGGAGGAGAAGUAAGGCAUCUGGCCAGUAUUUGGUGGCUGUAGUUUUUGGUAGAAAUGUUCUGUGCGCAUACAACAUAUACCAGCAACGGGUUGUUUUGGGUAUUUCGGCGUUCCAAGGUUCUUCACAGGGUUUCAAAAAGAUGGAGGACAUACUUACAUGAUAUAUACAUGCUUAUGCUCCUGAAAUGAUGAUCAAGCAAAAAAUAAUUCUGCGUCUCAAGAGUCUUUCGCUAGUGCUGUUUCAAGAGUUUUUUUUU
Molecule: messenger RNA, 1179 nt
Organism: Trichoderma harzianum CBS 226.95
Lineage: Eukaryota; Fungi; Ascomycota; Sordariomycetes; Hypocreales; Hypocreaceae
Exons: 3
Coding region: 189-935 (248 amino acids)
Biological process (GO): nuclear-transcribed mRNA catabolic process; ribosomal large subunit biogenesis; rRNA processing
Cellular component (GO): preribosome, large subunit precursor; nucleolus
Molecular function (GO): RNA binding
Source: RefSeq, a predicted model, not a curated record